AUGCGGCCGCACCGGGACCGGGCGGGACGGGGACGAGUCGCCGCUGCCGCCGCCACGGAGGGCGAGAAAGAUGCGGUCGCGGAGCAGCCGCUCGGGAGGCUGGAGGCGGCGGAGGGCGAUGGCGACAGCGACGACGACGGUAGCCUCUCGGGGGACGAGGAGGCGGAGGCGGCGGGGCCCGGCGGGAGAGGUGAGGGGGGGCCCGGCGGCAGCGCCUCCGAUCAGUCUGACAUGUCUUUCGAGGAAAUACUGCAGAUGCAGAGCGAUGCAAGAACAAGAGUGUGCAAACAGAUGACCAGUGGAAAGAAAACUUCAAAACCUACCAAAGCUAUGGUGAAGCAGCAACAAGGCAAAAAGGGGCCAUUGGAGAUGUCUGCCAAGAAGCCUGUGCCUUUUCUGCGACAAGUCGUCUCUGUUAGAAAGAAGGUCCACAGAGACCCUCGAUUUGAUGACUUGUCUGGAGAGUAUAAGCCUGAAAUAUUUAUGAAGACGUACAGCUUCCUGGACAGCAUCAAGAAGCAGGAGAAGGAGAUGGUUCAGAAGCAGCUGAAGAAAUGCCGGAACAUGGAGCAGAAGGAGAAACUUCAGCAGCUUCUGAACCGUAUGACACAGCAAGAACAGGCACAGAAAAAACAGCAGAAGCUGAGGGAGAGAGAGCUGUCUUUGAAGAGACAACAGAGGGAAUUGGCCAAGCAGGGAAAGAAACCCUUUUUCCUAAAGAAAUCUGAGAAACGGAAAUUGGAGCUAGCUGAGAAGUAUGCAGAGCUGAAGAGGAGUGGAAAGCUGGAGAGCUUCCUGAACAAGAAGAGGAAGAGAAAUGCCAUCAAAGACAAGCGCCGUCUACCCUCACAGAAGAACUUGUGA
Molecule: messenger RNA, 864 nt
Organism: Pipra filicauda (Wire-tailed manakin)
Lineage: Eukaryota; Metazoa; Chordata; Aves; Passeriformes; Pipridae
Gene: RRP36
Product: ribosomal RNA processing 36
Exons: 7
Coding region: 1-864 (287 amino acids)
Biological process (GO): maturation of SSU-rRNA from tricistronic rRNA transcript (SSU-rRNA, 5.8S rRNA, LSU-rRNA)
Cellular component (GO): 90S preribosome; nucleolus
Source: RefSeq, a predicted model, not a curated record